Messenger RNA from Rhagoletis zephyria (snowberry fruit fly), 2910 nucleotides. The record is from RefSeq and is a predicted model, not a curated record. NCBI's taxonomy places the organism in Eukaryota, Metazoa, Arthropoda, Insecta, Diptera, Tephritidae.
AUGGCGGAGCAAAACCCGCCAAUCGAAGAUGACAACCGCCGGCAGCGGUUGGGUCGCCUCGAGGAGCACAUCCUCGACCCAAAGUCAGAGAUCAGCGUUGACUCUCUCCUGGACUGCGUCCAGGCCCUCUUUACUGAUUGUGAUCACCCGACCCUUCGUCGGGUCAAAAACAUUGAUUCAUUUCUUCAAAGAUAUGAAAAAACGAACCAACUGAUUGUCAGCUGUCGGCCAAAACCGGACGACUUUCUCGUUCUGAAAACCAUCGGACGCGGCGCCUUUGGCGAGGUGCAGCUGGUGCGACAAAAACACACUAAAAAGGUGUACGCGAUGAAGCUACUCUCAAAGACCGAAAUGAUCAAGCGCUCCGACUCUGCCUUCUUCUGGGAGGAGCGCUUUAUUAGCGCCUUUGCAAAGUCUGAAUGGAUCGUCAAGCUGCACUACGCAUUCCAGAAUAGCCAGUUUCUCUACCUGGUCAUGGACUUCAUGCCCGGCGGCGACCUGGUGAACCUGAUGGCAAAGUACGACGUGCCCGAGAAGUGGGCCAAGUUCUACACCGCCGAGGUGAUCCUCGCCCUGGACGCCAUUCACAGCAUGGGCUUCGUCCACCGGGACAUCAAGCCGGACAACAUGCUGCUCGACCACCGGGGCCACGUCAAGCUGACCGACUUUGGCACCUGCAUGCGCAUGGACGACCAGGGGCUGGUCCACUCGGAAACGGCCGUCGGCACGCCGGACUACAUCUCACCGGAGGUGCUCAAGUCGCAGGGCUCCAAAGGCUGCUACGGACGGGAGUGUGACUUCUGGUCCGUGGGCGUCUUCCUCUACGAGAUGCUCAUCGGCGAUACGCCCUUCUACGCCGAGUCACUGGUGGGCACCUACGGGAAAAUCAUGGAGCACCAGAAGAGCCUCUCCUUCCCCGAUGACAUUGAGAUCAGCGGCGAGGCACGCCACCUCAUCUGCUCCUUCCUCACCGACCGCAGNCCGGUCCUCCCGGAGCUCUCCGGCGACGACGACACGAGCAACUUCGACGACGUGCCCGAGCCGGAAAGCAACGGCAGCCGCCAGCCGGGUGGCCACCUCGCCGACAGCAGCUUUCCCGAGCCGAAGACCUUUGCCGGAAAUAACAUUCCAUUUGUCGGUUUCACCUACUCGGACGACUACCAGCUGCUGUCGGGCAGCCUCUCUGCUGCAGCUGGACAGCAACAACAGCAACAACUGAGCGGCGGCUCGCGCGGCGACGCAAGCGCAAACGGCGGCAGUGGCUCACGGCGCAACUCUCGCAAGCGCAACUCAGUGCAAAUGGACGACGACGCCAGUUCCGAACUUAGCCGAAAGAUGGGCAAACUGGAAGAGGAGAAGCGGCGCGUCGUGGAGACCUACGAGGAACUGGAGAGCAAGUACCGCCUCGCCCUGAACCAGCUGGAGAAGCAGGCCGAGGAGAUGGCCUCGCUGCGCAACGAGAAGCUCGAGGUGGAGAAGGCGGUCGCCGUGCUGGAGCUCGACUUCAAGGCCCUCAGAAACAAGCACGAACAGGAGGUGAAGGCGCACGGCACCGCCGAGGCGACCAUCGCCGAGCUGAAGGCCAAGUUCGAGAGCGACCGGUCACGCCUGGCCAAUCAGCUGACGCUGGCCGGCGAGAAGUACAGCAGCCUGGAAAAGCAGAUUGCCCUCCUCUCGGAGAAGCUGAAGGCGGAGAGUGAGGCGGUGACGAGGGAGGCUAAUGCCAGCUCCGAGCUGAAGCACCUGCUCGCCGCCAGCGAGUCGGCCAUGGCCGAGCUAAGGGCCAAGGUGGAGCUGGAGCGGGUCAAGGAGCGCGAGCUGGACCAGCUCAAGGACCAGCUGGGCGCCAGCAUGGCCAAGGUCAAGGAGCUCGAUGCGACCAUCCUCUGUCUGCGUGGCGAGCUAAAAGAUUACAAGAUGAAGCAGCAGCAGCAACAGCAGCAGCAGAUGAUGCCGCCGCAGACUCGUCCAAGGAACGAGCACCACAUUGACCAACACGACAACUUCAACAACAACAACAACAACAACAGCAGCACCGGCAACCAGCUGGGCGCCAUUGGCAUGACUCCCUCCGAUAGCAUGCACUCCACCACCGGUAGCUCACUAGAUGAUGUCCACUCUUUGAGCGUACUCCUGGAGCGAUCUCGCACUGAAAAGGAGCAACUAGAGCUGGUGAUCAAGGAGAAAGAGCAGCAGAUUGAACUGCUAGAGAUGACCCGAGAGCAGACGGCUCAGAAACUGAACAUGGCCGAAGCGGACGCCCGUGCUGAGGUGGCCGCCAUCAAGGCGCUGCUUGAUGACACAACUGAAAAGUACCAGCGCCUGAAUAGUGAUCUGAAUGAACUCAAGGUGCAGCUGGACACAGAGCGGUGCUUCAACAGCCUCUACAAGACACAACUCGACGAGAUGAUGGACGAGUUCAAGGAGAAACUAGAUGAGAACUCCAAGCUUCAGGACGAGCGACAAUCGCUGAGCAACCAGCUGGAGCGCUUCGCCGAGUUGAACAAGGCCGAGGCUGUGGCGAAGAGCGUCGUCGAGGAGCGCCUGGCCAUGCUCGAAAAGGAAAAAGCCGUCCUCGAGCUAGAUCUGAAGGAGCUUCGCAGUCAAUCGGAGUCGGCGGAGAGCCGAGAGCUAGAGCUUAAACGCAGCCUCGAGCUGAACUCCAAGGAAAGUCGCGACUUGGCGGAGAAGUUGAAAGUCACCGCCGAGGAGCUGGAGACGCUGCGAGCCAACGACCCAAAGCGGGAGAUUGAGCAGCUGCAGAAGCAACUCUCCGUGGAGAAGAUGCUCAAAGAGCAGGCGGUCAACAAGCUGGCGGAGAUUAUGAACCGCAAGGAGAUGAACAUCAACGGAAAGACGGCCAAGAACUCCAAGAGCUCCACCUCGGCGGCCGACCUGCGCAAGAAGGAG